AGCUCAACCCUGCAAAGCUGGCGAUGAGAGAACUGCCGGUAGAUGAGAUGAGUGAGUGAGAAUGAAGGUGCGCGUCGAGGUGCCAAACCCAGAGGAGGAGCGAGGGAGCGACCUCGGCCUCAGGAACAAGGCCAUGGAAGAUGAUGAGAUCAUUGAGCACAUUGAGCCGCCCAUGUCGCGCGGCAAGCUGCUAGAGAAGGUGUGCUUCACACAGCGAUGCCUCAUCUUCCAAAUCGCACUCAACAUCCUCCUCGCAGGUAGGUAGGGAGGACCGGGUGAUGUAUGGACAAGAAGACAACCGCGCGAACGUCAUGUAUGGUGUUUGCUUGUGUGUUGGCUGCUCGCAGUGCUGAACACGGCGAUGGUGUUUAUCGACAUCAUUUUGAUCCAGCGGGAGAACCGACACAACCUCAACCAAGUGUGUGAAAGCGUGUCGACAAUGCACUCAGCGAAGGGAUAUAUAUGGCCGCAUGUCUGUCUGUGUGUGGUUGUUUCUGUCUGUCUGUCUGUCUGUCUGUCUAUCCGUCAGCCAUCGACGCGUCUGAUUGAGGACAUCCUUUGUGUCGGUGACAUCACUAUCACGUCUGUGAUACUGGUCGAGUUCGUGUUGAAGCUCCAGAUGGCCGACUGGGGCGCCCGGCAGUUCUUCAAGUCAUGGGAGCACAUCUUGGACGCCCUCGUGCUGGUAGGUAUGGCGUGGCGACCGACAGCCAUUGAAUGAAUCAUUGCAGACAGACGGGACACGACUCACUCACUCGAAGGCAACCUAACCUGUCUGUAUCUUGUUUCCUUCUUCUGUCAUUCGUCUCCCCUGUUUGUAUCUCUCUCCUGUCUCACUCAGCUCAUCUCAUUCGUCUGUAUCGGCCUGGCGUACGUGCAGAUCAAGAAGGGGGCAGGUAAUUAAGCUGAGUGAGAAGGGAAAACAAGACAGACAGGGGGGGAGGGAGAAGCGCAUGGUAUGUAUGUGUUCCGGUUGGUGCGGUGCAGACGUCUCUGAAGCAGAGCUUGCCCUCGCCCUGCGCGUCAUCACAGUCCGCGACAUUAUGCGCAUCGUCCGGACGGUCUAUUUCCUCAUCGAGAUCAACACUCUCGUCACCACUUACCGCGGCCAGCACUCGCCGAGGAGCCAGCUCAUCAACCAGCCACUCAUCGAAGCAUACCAGCAGCCAAAUCACCGCGACUUCUGUGUCCCCGAGCCACCAGAGCAGAAAGGCACCCUGCUCACAGCUGAGCCUCCAGGACCGCUGAGGGAGCUGUCGAGCAACAACCGGGGUGUCUCGGCGGUCUCGGCAUUCUCUGAAGUCCCGGAGGUGCCGCCUGAGCAUGACGACGAGGUGCCUGCAGUGCCCAGCGCGCCGACCAAGCCCCUGUAUCAGCCAGGGUUGCCGCGCACACUGGAUCAGAAGGGCGGCGGGGGUGGUGGUGGGUCGCUGCUGGCCGGGGCAGGCAAGAGGGAUCAGUGGCACACGCCUGAGAGUUCUGUGUAGGUAGGGAGGGGUGACAAACAUGACAGGUCGAUUUAUCCGUAGCUAGUGGGGUUUCUCUACAGUAGGUUUCUAUGGGCAAGGGGCCGAUGCGUGUCCGUCUGUGUCAAUAUAUACUCUGGUCACACCAGGGAGGGGGCUCACUCAUUCUGCGAGCGGCAUUUUCUCGUUUCGUACAUCCACACACACGUGCAUGCCAUGUGGGAUAUGUCUGUGUUUGUGUGUGUGCGGGGGGGGUGGGGGAGGCGGGGGGUCUCGCGAUGCGAAGCAUCCCUUCAAUGCGGUGCAGCAUGGAUCAUGUACUAGUCUUGACACUGCCUGUUGCUGAGUGGUCGCACCGAUGAGACAAUGUCAUGACUCGUGAUGUGAAUGCACAGACAGACAUACAGACAGACAGACAGGCAGAGAGCGCCCGUCAACCCGCUCCUUACCGACAUUUUCGGCUGGAUGCACGUGUGACCACUUGCAGCACUGCAUGGCUAUGCCGUCUGCGUGGAUGGAUGGAUGGAUGGAUGGAGAAACUUCCAGGCCG
Vitrella brassicaformis is the source of this 2016-nucleotide messenger RNA. NCBI's taxonomy places the organism in Eukaryota, Vitrellaceae. The record is from the annotation of a GenBank genome assembly.